CUCGCGCCGGAAUCACCCCUUGUCCGCCAUCCGCCAGUUUGCUCGGGACAGGAUGGAUGGGAUGAAGUUACCGCUUGCGGUUUUUUUUUGGAUUUAAAACGAAUUGCCUUAUGGCGAUGAGGGAGGAGGGGGGGGGGGGGUUCGUCUUGGUGCGUGGUACAUGAUGGUUAAAAAAAAAUCACGAGCCUGUGAGCAGAGUGAAAUGUGAAAGAGAAACCCCUCCUCUGAACGACCUUUCUCCUUGUUUCCCUCCCAUCCCCGCUCGAUGAAGCGAUGAAAAUAGCGAAAUGGCUGGGCGAUGAAUCAAUCGCCAAGACCACCGUAUUACUGGAUGGUAUUAUGAAGAGAAAACGGGAAGCUGUCUGUAUUUGAACUCCUCCUGGACCACUGAAAUAUUGCUCUCCCUAUAAUUUCCUGUAAGAACAGAACUGCCAAUGACUGGAAACAUGAGGAAAACUAAGCUUAUCUUCAAAGGAGCUCUAAAGUUUAAUCGAAGGUGAGGUUGUUAAAGCCAGAACAAAAACAGAAUUACCUGGAAAAACUCAGCAGGUCUGGCAGCAUCGGCGGAGAAGAAAAGAGUUGACGUUUCGAGUCCUCAUGACCCUUCGUUAAAGCCAGAUUGUCUGUAGAAUCUAAGAGUUGAAAGACUAAAGGUUCACUACCUUGAUUGCGUUGUGCUUGUUCAGCCUUAGAACACUCAACACAUUUCUGCACCAGGAUUCUCCAAAAGAGGACAUAUGGAACUUAUACAUGGUGAAUCCUGAGAAAAUAGAGAAUGCACAGAUAUAUGCUUCGAAAGUGUUAGGGCAAAAAUGCCGGAAGUCCUUUGUUCAGCAAAAUAUGGCUACUUUGUUUCCUCACAAAUAUGACAGCAACUUACGUCCUUUCCUGGAGAGAAAUUCCGUUUUACGUGACUCUGUAUUCAAGUAUAACACGCCAUUUGGUUUUAAAGCACACCAGAAUAGUUUUAACCAACUCAUUGAUCUUAUGCCUCGGGUAUCAUUGCCAGAAGAAAUAGAAAGAAAGCCCUGUAAGCGCUGUAUUGUCCUGGGAAGUGGUGGAAUACUACGAGGGCUAGGUCUUGGACCCUAUUUGAAUAAAUUUGAUGUUAUCAUCAGGCUGAACAAUGCACCAGUCCAAGGAUUCACUCAAGAUGUUGGUAACAAAACCACCAUAAGAAUGAGCUAUCCAGAGGGAGCACCAAAAUCUGAGCUUGACUAUGAUCCUUAUAUGCUGUUUGUUGCUGUAAUGUAUAAGGGAGUAGAUUUCAGCUGGCUGAAGGCCAUGAUUAAAAAGGAAAGAGUGUCAUUUUGGGAAAAUAUUUGGUUCUGGCAGAAAGUUGCAGAGGAAGUACCAAUUGAGCCAUCACAAUUUCGAAUUCUGAACCCUGAGAUUAUAAGAGAAACGGCUGUUGAUUUGCUGAAGUUACCCGAACCUCGAUCAAAACUCUGGGGCUGGGACCAGAAUAUUCCUACAUUGGGAGUCAGCGCUGUUGUUCUAGCUACGCAUUUAUGUGACGAAGUCAGCUUGGCAGGAUUUGGAUACAACCUUAGCCAACCACAAACCCCAUUGCACUAUUAUGAAAAUGUCCAGAUGGAUGCGAUGAAAGCCCAAACUAUGCACAAUGUGGAAACUGAAAGGAAUUUCCUGGAAGAUUUAGUUAAAGCAGGUGUUGUAACGGACCUCAGUGGAGGGAUUCACUGCAAAUUUUGCAAUCAGAGGAAAAGUAUGACCUUCUGAAAGUUUACAAUUCUUUAAAAAAAAAAUGCUGUUCCAGAGUAGACAUCAUUUGAGGCCCAUUAGCUAAGGCCUUUUCAGUACUGCCAUUAAGGAAAUAUUGCGAUUCUUGCAUGAUCCUACUGAAGACUUUUUUGCAGGAGUUAUUUUUCUCAAUCGUUCAUCAAACAUAGGAAGUGUAACUUUAAAAGAAAGUAUGUGACUAGCGGAUUUAUUUCGGGUAUUGAGCUAAAUUGGAGUCAGUAAUGUAAUUGCAGCUUUUGAUGAAAUGGGUAAUAUCAGCACGAAGCAUUUAUAUGUUAAAUUGAGAUUGCAAUGCCCACUGCAUAUCAUUCUCUCUCCUGUAUGAAUUUUAGAAACUACUUUAUGUCUCUUGGAUGUCACUAGUGGACAUUAAGCCCAAUUUAAUAGUAAUUAAGAAAGUAUUAAUUUGAAAAUGCCUCAGUUAAAUUGCACUAAUGAAGUUGGCACCUUGCAAAACAUGGUAUUUUGGCAGUAAACUUAAUAAUUGUUCCAGCGAAAGUCAUCUCUAUGCUUUGGAACGUAUAGGAUAACUUGAAUUUUGUGUUUUGCUGCAGAUGUUAUGUAUUUGAUUUUUUGAAACAGUGCAUGUCUAUCUGUUUCUGAAGAUGUAGAACAGAAUUCUUCAGAGUUAGCAAUGCUUGCCUGGCAGCCAUGCUUUUCAGGUGUCAAUUCUAGUGGUCUAGAGGUAUAAAAAUCAAAUUUAAUAAUAGUGAUUUGAUAAUAGUACUGUGCAAGCUGAUGUAUGGCAAUAUCAAAUGUUUAUCCCCCCAAAUGAUGUUGCUUUUGUUAUAUGAAUCUAUGGGGAUGAGGGUGGACCUCAGUAAUCAUGUAAAAGAGCUGGCAGUGAACCUGUAGCUCAUCUUACACCUUGUUUGAUUUUUCUUUUAAAGGACAUCAGGUGUAUAACAGGUUACAGACUCUCUUUCAGCCAUUUUACAUUACUGACGUAGUCAAUUUCAGGCUUAUGUUGCUGAGAAGUUUUCAAAGUUUACCAAAGACAUCUAGUGGAUGUUGGCUGGUACUCUGCAUGUAGAAGAUAAGGUGGCACUAAAUUCUGCUUCUCGCAGAAGUGUCAGUUAAUUGAAUCUUAAUUUUUGAAGUUAGACACAGACAUGUUUUCUAACUUUAUGUUAAUGUAAAGUAUUGUAAGGUCAAAUACUAAUUGUCUGAUUGUUUGUAUUUUUAUAUGAACUGAUAUAUAGCCAAUUUAUUGUGCUUCUUAACUUUUGUCAAAUGUAUGGAUUCUUACUGACUAACAGCAUUUUCUUUUAUAGUUUUAUUCCAGAGAUGAUAGUUGAUGGUAGCUCUUUGGGGGGAAGGUACUAGUGAUUCUAGCUCACAGAGAAAGAUAGGUAAUCUUUUGGAUAACCUGUUUUAUUGGCUUGGGCAUUAUCAAUAUCCUAUUUCUGUUUUUCAGUUAAUCUUUGUGAUUGACUAAUUGCAUUGGGGGCAAUGAAAUUUCGGCCCGUUUGACAGAAUUUACCUACAUUUGAACACUGUUUGACCUAAAAGGUUACGGCUUCACUCACUGAAACAUAUUGUUUCUCUUUUUUGUGAAGUUAGCAAAACAGGCAACAUUCUAUUCACUUUUUUGCUAAUGCAAGCAAAUGAAAGGAGACUUACUGCAAUACAUUGAGAAGAGUGUACUGUCUGACAUCUAAAAAUAUUUAGUAUAGUGAGAUAUUAUUAGAACUGGAAUCAACACACAUGGAAAAGCUACUAAUAGUGAUACACCAAAAUAUUUCGUAAAGCAGCAAUUAAUUGGUUAUAAUUUGGCAGAAACAGGUAAGAUCUAUCCACAAGAUGAAUAAGUGUAUUUAAAGAAAGAAAAUUCAAUGUAGGCAAAACCUGAAAAGAUUGCAUCUUUACGAGUCUUUGAGCAAUAGCUGAGAGAUCUUUGCUAGUUUUGUCCCGGUGUUGCACUGUGCUUUCUAUUCAAAAUAAAUUUUGUGUAUCAAAUAGUA
This is a messenger RNA of Carcharodon carcharias (great white shark), 3725 nucleotides long. RefSeq names its product ST3 beta-galactoside alpha-2,3-sialyltransferase 5 (gene st3gal5). The transcript is spliced from 8 exons. NCBI's taxonomy places the organism in Eukaryota, Metazoa, Chordata, Chondrichthyes, Lamniformes, Lamnidae. The record is from RefSeq and is a predicted model, not a curated record. Gene Ontology annotation, molecular function: lactosylceramide alpha-2,3-sialyltransferase activity. The coding region runs from base 751 to 1740 and encodes 329 amino acids.